AUGGCUAUGGACGAGAUGUAUAUAGACGAGAUAACUAUUAUAGACGAGAUGGAUAUAGAAGUUGAGUGUCUAAACUUUCACAAUGGGAGUAUUAACGUUCCGAGUUCCAUUAAUGGGAAUUUCAGCACGAGGAUGGCGGCUGGCGUAUUUUACAUACCAAAAUAUAACAAAGCCCCUUUAGGGGAAGAUGCACAUUUUAUUUGCAUAGAGGAAGAAACCCUAGGUGUAGCCGAUGGCGUUGCUGGCUGGGCAAAAAAGGGUAUCGAUUCUGGAGAAUAUUCGAGACAGUUGGUUAAAAACGCUGAAUUAUCGAUUCACAAGCAGAAAGAACGAGGGAAUAAAAUUCACCCGAUGAAAGUUCUCAAUGAAGCUUAUUUUAACACGAAAUCUCAAGGUUCAUCGACAGCUUGUAUUUUGACUUUAACGUGUGAUAUUGUACACGCGGUCAACGUUGGAGAUAGCGGGUUUGUUGUUAUAAGAGACGGGGUAAUAGCAUACAAAUCAGUAAUUCAGCAAAAAAGAUUCAAUUGUCCCUUUCAGUUAGGGAAUGGUUAUACAUGUGACGAUCCAAGCGUGGCACAAGAAAAUUAA
Molecule: messenger RNA, 591 nt
Organism: Lycium barbarum (goji berry)
Lineage: Eukaryota; Viridiplantae; Streptophyta; Magnoliopsida; Solanales; Solanaceae
Product: probable protein phosphatase 2C 55
Exons: 1
Coding region: 1-591 (196 amino acids)
Source: RefSeq, a predicted model, not a curated record